CAGAGACCAGAAUGAACCAAGGACCAUUCCUUGGCACCGGAUGGACCCGGGGGGGCGCCUCAGAGGUGGUCAGGCGGGCUCAUCCUGCUUCUGGUGCCCAGUGGAAUGUGCAGGUCGUCAGAGGCAAAGUGAACGGCAGGUGCCUGUGGAAUGCCUGCAAGGCCUUGAGCCUAGGGUUACUCCUCAUGGUAUUGGGAGCGGCUAUGGCUACUAUAGGUUACUAUGCUGAUCAUCUCUCUGCCGCACCGGAAUUUAAAGCAAACUUUACAGUCCGAGCAAAAAAUGAAACCAAAAGUUUUCACCUAAAUAAUCUUUCUUACGCUGGACCUAUUGUUAUGGGAGUUGGGGGUUUCAUAGUUGUCGCAGCUUGCGUAAUGACCUUCGAAGCCCGCGAUUCCGCAGCGAAAGUAGUACCUGCUAGGUUCAAACUCAGCACUACGGGACCCGGUCCUCCCAGCAUCUGCGGUCAUGGCAGCUGCAGUAGCAGACACAGUUCUCUGAAGACGUCUGCUGUGCAGGUACAGACAAUGGCGCAGCAUCCGCACCAGCACACGCAUCAACGCGCACACUGUCAUUCAGCCUCUGCAGAUAGAAGGGCGUUGACACAAUCGUUUUUACAUUUUUCUAGGGGCCUUGCGUUAGACACGCAACAGAAUAAGAAUUUGCUCAAAAUUCCACAGGGUUCUAUUAAUAGAAGUCCAUCCGCUCCUGAUCUCGUUCUAGAACGUUCUGGUAAAACCGAACAACCUCCUUCACCUCAACAAGUGCGAACUCCUUUACCUCUGAAGGCUAACCCGAAGCCUAAAACAUUUGCUGCUUGUGCGUUGCUCAAUCCAGGGUUAUUACACAGACAUGCUAUAUCUGUAGAUGAAACUGCUGGAAAUUAUAGAUUAAGUAAUGAAUCCUUACAUCUAUGCGGUAGUCAAGAAGGAUCAAUGGCAAUGGAUUUGCAUUUAGAAUAUCCUGUAACUUUGCGUGUAAAAGACAGACGGAGGCCUUUGAAAAGACAGAGAAGAGUUGAAGAAGAAAAAGAGAUGAAUCAUGCUCACGAUGGUGGUAUAAGAAGAAGUUCGCAUACUUGUUCUGUUAAAUUACCAUCCACACAUAACUUAGGAGAUAUUUCUAAAAAAGGUGGUUCAGCUCAUCAGUUACCCACCCACUACUCCCACUGCCCGGUUGCCGCUGCUGCUGCAGCCGCUGCAACUGCUCACACCGCGUCGACUAGACGAAGAAGUUCGAACGCUUCUGAUAUUGGAGCAAGAAGACACAGAAAAAGUGACUACAGCCACAGAAGGGGUCAACUAGAAAGAGCUAUUAGUCAAGAUUCGAGACUUACUGGUGCUAUUCCAAAAUACUAUCACCAACAUCAUUCCCCUCAGCGCACUCCUCAAUAUACUCCGGAGGUUAGUCCUCAGAUAACACCGCAACCUACUCGGGCCCAGAAUUCGCUUGAUUUGGAUCCUGGAGGGGGUCACACUGUUGAUUCGGAUGUACGAUUGUCACAACACAGUGUAUAUUUUAGUAAUAGCCCUCAAAAAUGAUAAAGUUUUGCUGAAUGAACUUGGAAUUUAAAGUGGUAUUAUUGAAAAGUUGAUUAUACAUUUUUUUAUUUAUAAAAAAUAAGUCAAUAUUUUAGGCAACUUUUUUAUAUCACUGUUACACAUGUAAAAUACUUGUUCAGGGUAAAUAUUUGUUCUAGAAAUAGAACUGUUUCAAAAUAUCUUAAUUAUAUAGAUACCUACCGAGUGAUUCAGAUUUUUUGCCAAGCAAAUAUUUCAGUUAUUUUGGAAAAUUACGAGAUUAAUCUGAAUUUACCAUCAAGGGUGGCCUGAAGCCAUUGUUUCAUGGGUACUUUUACCUUUGCAGCGGAGCACUGAAAUAGAUUGUAAUAUCGAAUAAUUAUUUUAUGGUGAUACAAAAAUGGAUCACACCAGUAGAAGUCAAAUAUGACGUAUCACUAAAUACGGUGUUUUCCGUUUGGCACUGGUAGUACGCAUUGAGUAUAUUUGUAUCUUUGUUUAUCGAUAUGGAAAAGAAGAAAGUGAGAAUACACUCAGAACGCACUGAACAUUCCAAUGGAAAACGCCAUUAGAAACCGAUGUAUUCAUGUGACAUAAUUUGUAUGGAAAAUAAAAACAUAACAUUCUGUCAUUGAUUUUGACAUAAUAUAAGUACGUUUUAAGUUAUUUAGUUUUUUAAACAUUGUUUUUAGGACGCAAAAAAGGAGUUUAAAGGUAUGUAUUUUAUUUUUAAUGUAACUACUUCAUUUUGGCAUAAUUUAAAAUGAAUACAAUCUUAGAUAUAUUAGAAAUAAAUAAAUAAAUAUCUAACCUCUUUGUUAUUUUUUAUAGAAUCGUUUACUAAAAGAUUAUUUAACUAAAAUGCUAUUUUCUUACAUUAAGAAUAUAUUUUAAAACCUAAACUCACUGAAAUAAAAUGAUAACAAAACUAGAUAUUUAGUUCAUAAACAACCGUGUUUGGCAUACAAAUUGAAAAAUGUGACAGGUACUAUUUAAAGUGAGGUUAGAAUUUAAUUAGUAG
Psylliodes chrysocephalus is the source of this 2541-nucleotide messenger RNA. Lineage: Eukaryota; Metazoa; Arthropoda; Insecta; Coleoptera; Chrysomelidae. The record is from the annotation of a GenBank genome assembly.